AUGAUCUAUAUUAACGAAACUGAGGUUUUGAAACUUCUCACUUGGGAUGAAACCUUCCAUGCUGUUGAAGUUUCCAUGAGAAGAGUUUCGGAAGGUCGUGUUGAUCAGAUUGCUAGAUCUAAAAUCAAAAUUCUAAAUAGAGAUAAACUACUUUUCACAAUGCCUGGAUAUCUUGAUGACACACAAUACGGAGCGAUGGGCUGUAAAUUAAUAACUGUGUUCCCCAACAACUCUCGAUUGCCAAAGCCUCUACCGAACCUGAUUGCCAACAUUUUCUACAUGGAUGAAGAAACUGGUGUCAUCAAAGCAAUUGUUGCUGGAACUGAAAUAACAAAAUGGCGAACAGCAGCUGCAUCAGCUGUAGCAACCAAACAUAUCUACGGAAAGAAAUUGAAACCUGGAUCGAGUCAAAUCCUAGCAAUUUUUGGUUCUGGCGAGCAAGGAAGAAUCCAUGCCCAUUGUUUCAAAUAUUUCUUCAAUUUCGGAGAAAUUCGUAUCUGGAACCGAACAGUAUCAAAUGGGCAAGCCCUGGCACGAGAGCUAAAUGAGACUUAUAAAACUGAUAUAUUCAAAUUUGUCAGAGAUAGAAAGGAGUGUGUAGAUGGAGCUGAUGUAAUUAUCACUGUUACAAGUUCUCCUGAGCCAGUAGUACUUGCGGAUUGGGUCAAACCAGGAGCCCAUAUAAACGCAGUGGGAGCAAGUAAUACCCAUUUCAGUGAGUUGGAUAAAAAACUAUAUGAUUGUUCGGAUGUAUUCAUUGAUUACUGGAAUGGUGCAAAGGUAGAACUGAAAGGUUUGAUUGACGAAGGGAUGAAGUUCAAAGGUGAAGUUGGAGAAGUGAUCAAGGGCAAUCUCAUGACAGUUGAUGAGAGGAAAAUAACUAUAUUUCAAGGAUUGGGCAUGGCGGUUGAGGAUUGUGCUAUGGCUAGAAUGAUUUAUGACAAAUUCAUGAAUAAUCAGAGUAAUCAAAAGAGUUCUAGUACUCAGCUUACAAAAUCGAUAUAA
Messenger RNA from Phaedon cochleariae (mustard beetle), 1005 nucleotides. Lineage: Eukaryota; Metazoa; Arthropoda; Insecta; Coleoptera; Chrysomelidae. The record is from the annotation of a GenBank genome assembly.